This is a messenger RNA of Myotis brandtii (Brandt's bat), 1176 nucleotides long. RefSeq names its product G protein-coupled receptor 153 (gene GPR153). Gene Ontology annotation, biological process: G protein-coupled receptor signaling pathway. The record is from RefSeq and is a predicted model, not a curated record. Lineage: Eukaryota; Metazoa; Chordata; Mammalia; Chiroptera; Vespertilionidae. The annotation marks the transcript as partial. Gene Ontology annotation, cellular component: membrane. Gene Ontology annotation, molecular function: G protein-coupled receptor activity. The transcript has 7 exons.
CUGGCGGGCGGGGGCCUCUCCCUGCUGGCCAACGCCUGGGGCAUCCUCAGCGUGGGUGCCAAGCAGAAGAAGUGGAAGCCGCUGGAGUUCCUGCUGUGCACGCUGGCGGCCACGCACAUGCUCAACGUGGCGGUGCCCAUCGCCACCUACGCCGUGGUGCAGCUGCGGCGGCAGCGCCCCGGCUACGAGUGGAACGAGGGCCUCUGCAAGGUCUUCGUGUCCACCUUCUACACCCUCACCCUGGCCACCUGCUUCUCCGUCACCUCCCUGUCCUACCACCGCAUGUGGAUGGUCCGCUGGCCCGUGAACUACAGGCUGAGCAACGCCAAGAAGCAGGCGGUGCACACGGUCAUGGGCAUCUGGAUGGUGUCCUUCACCCUGUCGGCCCUGCCUGCCGUCGGCUGGCACGACACGAGCGAGCGCUUCUACGCCCACGGCUGCCGCUUCAUCGUGGCCGAGAUCGGCCUGGGCUUCGGCGUCUGCUUCCUGCUGCUGGUGGGGGGCAGCGUGGCCCUGGGCUCCGUGUGCACAUUCACGGUGCCCACCAUCGUGGUAGAGGACGCGCAGGGCAAGCGCCGCUCCUCCAUCGAGGGCUCCGAGCCCGCCAAGACCUCGCUGCAGAUCACGGGCCUGGUGGCCACCAUUGUCUUCAUCUACGACUGCCUCAUGGGCUUCCCCGUGCUGGUGGUGAGCUUCAGCAGCCUGCGGGCGGACGCCUCGGCACCCUGGAUGGUGCUGUGCGUGCUGUGGUGCUCCGUGGCCCAGGCCCUGCUGCUGCCCAUCUUCCUCUGGGCCUGCGACCGCUACCGCGCCGACCGCAAGGCCGUCUGGGAGAAGUGCACCGCGCUCAUGGCCAACGAGGAGGACUCGGGCGAUGACACCAGCCUGGAGGGGGGCCUGCCCCAGGACCUGGUGCUGGAGCGCUCCCUGGACUACAGCUGUGGGGACGACUUUGUGGCCCUGGACAGGAUGGCCAACUAUGAGCUGCCCCUGGAGGGGGCCCUGCCCCAUCUCUACCCGCUGGGGCCCUUGCAGGAGGACAAGAUGCAGUACCUGCAGGUCCCGCCCACGCGACGCUUCUCGCACGAAGAUGCGGACCUCUGGGCCGUGGUGCCGCUGCCCGCCUUCCUGCCGUGCCCAGCCCUCCGAGGGCUGUCGAAGGACGUGGGCUUCUAG